CUGCGGGCAGAUCAGCGGCGCCGCCGGAGCUCACUGACUCGCUCACUCAGUCAGAAACACUAAACAGGUGGUCGGGACUGGAGCGCUCGAGCCGUGCUGCGCAAACGGCCACCAUGGAGAAGCGGUGAAGCCAGCGCUCGGCUCACAUUGUUUCAAUAAACUCUCUGGGUCCUGAAGAACAGCAUUUGGGAUUUAUUUGGAUUCAUUCCUUUCCUAUUUGUCGUGCCGGGAUUAUCUUGUUUUUGCCUGUGGAUUGAGGCGAUCGUUUAAGAGUAUGAAAGUGACGGUGUGUUUCGGUAGGACCCGGGUGGUGGUGCCCUGCGGUGACGGCAAUAUCAAAGUACACAACCUUAUCCAACAGGCCGUCAUGAGAUACAAGAAAGCCAUUGCUAAGGGUCCUGGCUACUGGCUGCAUGUUCAUCGUCUGGAACACAGUGAAGGAGGCAUCCUAGACAUUGAUGACGUUUUAUGUGAUGUGGUGGAUGAUAAAGAUAGGCUUGUGGCUGUAUAUGAUGAGCAAGAUCCACAUCAUGGCGGCGAUGGCACAAGCGCCAGCUCCACAGGCACUCAGAGCCCCGACAUGUUUGGAAGUGAGCUUAGCUCAGCUUUCCAGCCUUAUCAGGUUGCCAGUGAGAUUGAGGUCACACCAUCAGCUCUUAGAGCCAGUAUGCCACUCCAUGUACGUCGCAGCAGUGAUCCAGCACUUAUUGGUUUGUCAGCCUCUUUCACUGAAUCUACACUUCCUGCUGAAGAGCCUUCUCGAAAAAAUCCUACACGCUGGUCUACGACUGCUGGCUUUCUCAAGCCAAACACACAAGGCUGCACACAUAGUUUGGAAAGGAAGAGAGGAGGCAUGGAUUCUUAUAGAAGCUUGCCACGAGAUGCUGGAAAUUGGUCUAAUCAGUUUCAGAGGGAAAAUGCCCGCUCCUCACUGAGUGCCAAUCACCCAAUGGUGGAUAAAUGGUUGGAAAGACAAGAACAGGAGGAAGAGGGAGUGGAGGCAGAGAAUGGUCGGAUUGAUCCUGUAGGCCGUGCAGAUUCCUGCUUGGAACACAACUCCACACUGUCUCUUGAUGAUAUGCUAAAGCUGGUGGAAGUCUCCAACAGUGGUGGGCCUCUGGGAAUCCAUGUUGUACCUUUCAGUGCCCGAGGUGGAAGGACCCUGGGGUUAUUAGUGAAACGGCUGGAGAAAGGCGGCAAGGCUGAACAGGAGAAUCUGUUUCAUGAGAACGAUUGUAUCGUGCGGAUUAAUAACAAAGACCUGCGCAACACCAGAUUUGAACAAGCUCAGCAUUUAUUUCGCCAGGCAAUGCGAACACCCAUCAUUUGGUUCCAUGUGGUUCCAGCUGCAAAAAAGGAAAAAUAUGAAGUCCUUUCCCAAAGUGAGAAGAACAUACCAUCUUACCAUGGUCGUUUCAGUCCAGACUCUCAGGAAAGUGAAAGAGGCAGUGCAGGUAGUGGCUUAGACCACACACCACAGAAGAUAUCCCGGCCUGGGAGUCAGCAGGAUCAAACCGAUUCCUAUUCUCAUCAUCCCCAUAACAGCAGCCCUUCUGGAAAACCCCCGCCAGGCAUGCCACCAUCACCACAUAGAGUGAUUGGCUCCACAGCAGCAGAUCGAGGGUACAAUCUGAAGAGGAUUGGUAGAAAGCUCAACAUUCAGCUGAAAAAAGGUCCAGAGGGAUUGGGUUUCAGUAUCACAUCUCGUGAUGUUCCAGUUGGUGGGUCUGCACCAAUUUUUGUAAAAAAUAUUCUUCCCAGAGGAGCUGCAAUUCAAGAUGGUCGACUGAAAGCAGGGGACAGGCUUUUAGAGGUAAAUGGUGUUGACCUGAAUGGUAAAACACAGGAGGAAGCUGUUGCUCUAUUAAGAGGUACAAAGAUGGGAGGAACUGUCAAUUUGAUAAUUCUUCGACAGGAGGAAGCAUUUUUACCACGGGAAUUGACUUCAGAACCAGAUCAGAUGCAAAACCCCAGAGAAUCAUCGAGACUGACAGGGAGGAAAAUGGUGUUACCUGCAGAGGCACCCUGGCCAAAUGAGAAGACUGAAGAAGAUGAUCUUGUUCUCACACCAGACGGAACCAGAGAAUUUUUAACAUUUGACAUUCCCUUGAAUGAUUCGGGAUCUGCUGGCCUUGGAGUGAGUGUUAAAGGCAACAGAUCGAAAGAGAAUCAUGCCGACUUGGGAAUCUUUGUCAAGUCAAUAAUCAAUGGAGGAGCAGCAUUUAAGGACGGUCGACUUCGAGUGAAUGACCAGCUUAUAGCUGUGAACGGGGAAUCAUUGCUGGGGAAAGCCAAUCAAGAUGCCAUGGAAACACUGCGGAAGUCUAUGUCAGUUGAAAGCAACAAGCGAGGGAUGAUCCAGCUCAUUGUUGCCAGGAGAAUAACAAAGCGAAAUGAGCUCGAUGCACCUGGAAGCCCCCCUGGUCCAGAUCUUGCCAUGGACACCUCGUUAGAUGAUAGAGAGCGCAGAAUUUCGCAUUCUUUAUACAGUGGGAUUGAUGAUCCUCUCCCACAGAGGACUACCAUGCCAGGAAGAAUGAUGGGUAAUUACCAGCUGUCUCCCACAGUGAACAUGCCUCAGGAUGACACUGUCAUUAUUGAAGAUGACAGACCGCCUGUCCUUCCAGCUCGCCUCUCAGACCAGUCAUCUUCCAGCUCUCAUGAUGACAUGGGCUUUGCCACAGAUGGGACAGGCUCUUGGGCCAAAGAUAUACAAGAGCAGAAUGAAUGCACACUAAGCCCUGAUGUUGACCCAGACAAUACCUUCCAGAGAGAGGGAUUUGGACGUCAGAGCAUGUCGGAGAAGAGGACCAGGCAGUAUGCAGAUGCCAAUCAACUGGACUUCAUUAAAACAAGGAAAUCAAAAAGCAUGGAUUUAGUAGCUGAUGAGAUUAACCUCAGUCCUCGAUCUGAGAAGAGCAAAGGUUCCCCAACCAGAGAUGUUGGUCCAUCUCUUGGCCUAAAGAAAUCAAGUUCUCUCGAAAGCUUACAGACAGCCGUUGCUGAGGUCACUUUGAAUGGUGAUAUCCCAUUUCAUCGGCCGCGGCCUCGUAUAAUCAGAGGAAGGGGCUGCAAUGAAAGUUUCCGAGCAGCAAUCGACAAGUCUUAUGAUAAGCCAGCUGCUGAGGAAGAGGAUGAAGGCAUGGAGACAUUGGAAGAGGACACAGAAGAAAGCUCAAGAUCAGGAAGAGAGUCUGUUUCUACGGCCAGUGACGUGGCCACCCUCAGUGGGCCUGCAUCCAUUGACAAACAGAUGAAUGGCAGUCGAGUCAAAGAUGAUAAGAGAAAAGAAAAAGACAAAGCUGGAAAAGAAAAGAAGAAACAAGAAAGAGACAAAGAAAAGGACAAGAAUAAGACAAAGAAAGGAGGAAUGCUCAAAGGUCUUGGGGACAUGUUCAGGUUUGGUAAAUACCGCAAAGAUGAGAGAUUUGUAGACAAGGUGGAACGAAAAGGAUCCAGUAAGGCAAAGAAUGAAGAGACUCUAACUUCUGAGGAGGACAGGAUUCGAAUGAAGUUGGAACAGGAACGCAUCCAAGCGAAAACAAGAGAAAUCCGAGAGAGACAAGCCCGGGAGCGAGAUUAUGCCGAAAUCCAGGACAUCAAUAGAACCUUUGGGUCAGAUGAUGACCCAACAUAUGCUGGCAUUGGGUCUUUUGAAUCCUCGCUGGACAGCGGCCAAAGCAUGUCUGUACAUAGUCGGCUGCCGAGCACCCAAGAAGACAACCAGCCAGUGGAAGCCGUGUAUGCACAAGUAAACAAACCUCGAAAUGGGCGUCCUACUUCUACUGACAGCAGCAGGCUUGCUCCCAGCAACCACGACCGGAUACAGCGGUUGCGUCAGGAGUUCCAGCAAGCCAAGCAGGAUGAUGAUGUGGAAGAACGCAGACGCACCUACAGUUUUGAGCAGCCAUGGGAGCAGAUCUGAAAUAUCAGGAAAAGGCAUCCGAGAGACAGUGAUAACAACUACAAUGUCUGUGCAAGAAUACUUCGCAGCUGUGGAUUUACUGGUGGAAUGAUUAGACAUUCAGGGAUUUUUUUUUUUAAUGCUAUGGCAAAGAUGAGCUCACUUUUUCAUCCAAAAACCUGGUGCCAUUUUUGCAGAUUAGUAUUUUGGUAUCAAUUUAUUAAUACAUUGAAUUGGUAUUUUCCGUCAAGCAUUCAGUAUUUACGCAUGUGCAAUUGCUUUUGGUGAUUUUUUUUUGGUAGUUGGCAUAGUUGCAUCUCCCUCUGACUGUUGGCUGCUUUAUUCUUUCGCUGAUUUUAUUUGCCCAUUGGCACGUAUUAGAGGGUCUGCGCAUGUGCAUAUUUUCUGAGUCUGAGUAGAUUGGAGAACACAGCAGUUUGUAUUUUUAUGGAAGGGAUUAGGUUUGAACUUGGUUACUGUAUCGACGUGUCUCUCUCUCUCUCUAUCUUCCACUCUUACCUCUUUCUAUGAUGCUGUGUGACAUGACGUGCCACCAUCUUGAUAUUUAAGUGCUUGUUUCAAUUUACAAGCACGCUGUCCUCUCCUGUUUUGUACUUUAGCUUCUGUGCAUGCAAAGGGCUUUGGGAAAGAAGUUACUCUUUAUCCCUUUUCCUUCCCAAGCACGUAGCAUGUUACCUUUUCUAAUGAAGAAACGGAAUCACCGCAAACCAUAUGUCCUUCAAGACAGAAAACAAGCCAAAUGUGUCCUGACAGAGAAAUCCUAUGGAUGGUUUCAUUUCCACAUUGAAGAAUGUCACAUUUAACAAUAAUUCUUUUACUAGAACCUUGUAUUACACAUCAAUAAGAAAUUUGUUCCCAAGCUCGUGGACCAUUAAAAAGUUCUUCCCUGCAUCAAGAACUGUUGUUUAGAAUAAAUAAGAACAUUUCAUUUUGCUUUGAGUUUUUGAUUACAAACCAUUGUCAAUAAUAUAUUGCUCAGUGCUGCCUCAUCAUGGAGUAUGGAUUUGGUGCUUCAUCAUUUGGUGUUAUUAACAAGGCUGCUUUUGUCAGACAGUUGCCAAUGUACUCCAUUGAGAGCUUAGUAGCUGACUGUAUUUGGGUUGAAAAUCCCUGUAAGCUGAAUUUUAAAGAAGACUAUGCUUUACAGCACAUGCUGGGUGGUGCUUUUCUUCUCCAUAGUGGUUACAUGUCAGCUCUCAAAGUCUCACAAGACAGAAAUUGUACAGCUGAACAUGGGAAGAAAUUUCUGAAAUGUGAAGGCAUAUCACAACAUUGCUGUUUUGGAUUGCAAAAUGACCUUUAUCAAUGAAGCAGUACACAACGAGCCUUUUCUUGAAGUGGAAGGCAAAGGAAAAGGGAACAAGUUGGAGCUUACUUCAUGCACUACAGAUGUACAGACUUUAUGAUUACUGUGUAUCUGCAUAUAUCUACCAUGGACCCAUGCAUUAAUCACCUCUAGCAUCACUGUUCCUUGAUGUUUCCUUCUCUGGACAAUGACAUUACUAUGAAAUCAUGUUGCUGGGACAAGCUGCCCUGUGGCUCUUUGGCUAAGUGCCCAUAAUAAAAGAUUUGUUUAGGACCAACUGGUUUAUGUGAAAAAUGUGCAAAAUAUCUCCAUGUUCAAUGGUAGAUUUUAAAGUAUGAAUAAUUUUACACUUUUCAUUGCAACACAGCUUCUCUCUAUGACAGCUAAUGACAACGUGCACCUUCAUAUUAUGUUUUAAUGGAACUGUCCUCAAAUCCUUGGAUUUGCAUGAGAUAUCUUUUUUAAAAUGAAUGUAACUAAGCACUCACCAGCUGGCACCCCCAUUCUCCUCCUAGAAACUUUAAUCUGAAAAGCAAACUGUUCUUGUUUUCCUAUCGUCAAGGCAAGACUGAAGGAGGUGCUUAUGCUGACUUUGGAUAGGAGUGACAAUGACCUGUGGAAAACCACUUGCAUUCAUUUUUUAUGUUAAAAAUCGUGUUCUUCACUUCUUCAUUUUGAGUACAGCAUAUUGACCUUAAACAUUCUGCCUUGUAUUUGUAAUAGUAAGUUAACCUAGAUUAAGGUUUUGUAAUUUGUAUCAAAAGCAGAAUAAGGACUUUGUGUUUAGAAGUGUCAGAUUCAUUGAAUGCUCUUGUUUGAAUGUGCCCUGCAAAGGGCUGGUACCCUUUCCACCUCCGGGUGCCACUUGUGCCUGGUGCUGUUAGAAAAUGAGUGAAUGAAUUUAUGGAUGGAUUCAUAAAACUUUUGCACUUUCAUAUGGGGAAACAGCAGUGCAAGGCCUAUCAAGUGGAAAAUACAUUUUUUUUGUUGAUGCUUAAUAAUGUCAGUAUUUUACUUUGCACCAUGUUUUAAAGUAUUGCCGUUUAUUGUUUAGUAAAUGGUUUUCAUUGAAAAUGUUUUACAUAAUUCCAGCUUAUUCACAGACAUGACAGUUUGCAUUUUGAAGAGUUAAUAAAUGUUUGACUGUGUGUCGU
Messenger RNA from Polypterus senegalus (gray bichir), 6385 nucleotides. RefSeq names its product par-3 family cell polarity regulator alpha, a (gene pard3aa). Gene Ontology annotation, molecular function: phosphatidylinositol binding; protein binding. Bases 275 to 3925 code for a protein of 1216 amino acids. The record is from RefSeq and is a predicted model, not a curated record. NCBI's taxonomy places the organism in Eukaryota, Metazoa, Chordata, Cladistia, Polypteriformes, Polypteridae. The transcript is spliced from 25 exons. Gene Ontology annotation, cellular component: adherens junction; apical plasma membrane; apical junction complex. Gene Ontology annotation, biological process: microtubule cytoskeleton organization; establishment or maintenance of epithelial cell apical/basal polarity; cell adhesion.